Molecule: messenger RNA, 2900 nt
Organism: Protopterus annectens (West African lungfish)
Lineage: Eukaryota; Metazoa; Chordata; Ceratodontiformes; Protopteridae
Gene: ZIC3
Product: Zic family member 3
Exons: 3
Coding region: 212-1546 (444 amino acids)
Biological process (GO): regulation of transcription by RNA polymerase II; central nervous system development
Cellular component (GO): nucleus
Molecular function (GO): DNA-binding transcription factor activity, RNA polymerase II-specific; RNA polymerase II cis-regulatory region sequence-specific DNA binding
Source: RefSeq, a predicted model, not a curated record
UUUAUCAGUCUAAGGAUAUAACUCAGUUGGAGAGGCCAAAGUUGGAUGAUUUGUAGGAAUUCGUUUUGUGGAUUUUUUUAACACCAUUUUAUAGAAUAAUACAUCCGGGGUGCUCCAUGGCACUAUAACUGCUAGAUACAUUUAUUUUAGUCUCCAGUAUUUUGUUUUCCCGCUUUCUAUCUGCGGUGAUUUACUUUGUCCAGGUCCAUUCAUGACGAUGUUGCUAGACGGCGGACCACAGUUUCCUACCCUUGGAGUAGGUGGCUUUGGAGCCCCCCGUCAUCAUGAAAUGGCUAACCGAGAAACAGGACUAGGACUUAAUCCUUUUUGCGAAUCAUCGCACGCCACAGCUUUCAAACUUAAUGCUGCAGCGCAUGAGAUUUCCUCCAGUCAAAAUUCAGCAUUCACCCCUCAAACAACGGGAUACGCAAAUGCCCUGGGGCACCACACUGGGCAAGUGGGUUCUUAUGGAGGACCACCUUUCAAUUCCCACAGAGACUUCUUGUUUAGAAACCGUGGCUCUGGAAUCGGAGAGUCUGCUUCACCAAGCACUCAGCAUGGGAUUUUUGGAACUUCUACGGGAAGCUUGCAUGCCCCGUCUGGGAUAACGGACACUACAGGACAUCUGCUUUUCUCUGGGCUGCAUGACCAAAAUCCAGGCCACGCUGCACCAAAUGGGCAUGUAGUGAACAGUCAAAUGCAUUUGGGUCUACGAGGAGAUCUAUUUGGAAGGCCAGAUCCUUAUCGAUCAGUCAGUAGCCCCAGGACGGAUCCUUAUACCACUGCCCAACUUCACAACUACAACCAUAUGAAUAUGGGAAUGAACAUGUCAGCUCAUCACGGGCCAGGGGCUUUUUUUAGAUAUAUGAGGCAGCCAAUAAAGCAAGAACUGUCAUGUAAAUGGAUAGAUGAAUCCCAGAUUAAUCGUUCUAAAAAGACUUGUGAAAGGACAUUUAGCACCAUGCAUGAGCUGGUAACUCACGUAUCUAUGGAACACGUUGGCGGACCAGAGCAAAGUAACCACAUAUGCUACUGGGAGGAAUGUCCGAGGGAAGGGAAAUCAUUUAAAGCUAAAUACAAACUGGUCAACCACAUCAGGGUUCACACAGGGGAAAAGCCAUUCCCUUGUCCGUUUCCAGGCUGUGGGAAAAUUUUUGCAAGGUCGGAAAAUCUGAAGAUUCACAAAAGAACUCACACCGGGGAGAAACCAUUUAAGUGUGAAUUUGAAGGCUGUGAUCGACGCUUUGCUAACAGCAGUGACCGAAAGAAACACAUGCAUGUGCACACAUCAGACAAACCCUAUAUUUGUAAAGUAUGCGACAAAUCUUACACUCACCCCAGCUCAUUGAGGAAACACAUGAAGGUUCACGAAACUCAAGGCUCAGACUCCUCGCCUGCUGCAAGUUCUGGGUACGAAUCCUCCACCCCGCCUGUUUUGGUUUCUGCAAACAGGGAAGAUACUACCAAAACUCCACCAGUACCUCUUCCGAAUACUGUACACCACAACUCUGGACUCCCACCUAAUUUUAACGAAUGGUACGUCUGAUAAACAAACGUGUAUCUUGGACCAGAAUCAAAAAAUAAGAUACAGCAAAUUAUGUAAAUUCCAACACACCUCUAGUGGACGAGGACUCUUUUUUUCUGCAAAGGAAAUUUAAAUAAUCAGAUUUUUAACUUUUCGGGGAGUAGCCUGGAGCUUGGACUAACCAAUAACCACGGUGUUUUCUCAGGAUUAGAAUUAUUUAUUUUCGACUUUUGCGGUUAAUUCGAUAUUUCUUGUUUAAGCGUUUGUUAUAUUUUGCAAAAAAAGAAGAAAAAAGAAAAAAAAAAAGAAAAGAAAAAAAAGAAAAGAAAAAAUCUAAAGAUUUUUUUUUAGAUGGUAUGUUUAGAUGAUGGAAGUUCUAUUGCGCCUUAUAGGUCAUCUUCUCGCAGUCUUAAACCGUGCCAAAGUCCUGUUAUGUCUUGAACUUUAUAAAUAUACUUGUGAAUGUAUUGCUUGUCAGAUGGUUUCAAAUCUGUUGGUGUUCACUAUUCUUUGGGGGAGGGUUGUAGAACAGUUAUAGGACAAUCGUGCUCAUUUGGAGUAUGAUUUCCUUUUGUAACAGCUUUUGUAAAUAUAUAUUCGUUACGCCAUAUUUAUCAUUUGUAAUUUAAUCAUGAAAUUAUGGUUUUAAUACCAGGAAGUGAACAUUAUUUAUGAAAAAAUCUAACAAAACGUUCUGUGUUUGAUAUAGCAGCGGUAGCUUUUUCUUUCUUACUUUUUCUUUCUUUUUUUAUGUACAGUCAUAUAUACCUUUGACUUCUUUCAGUUUCGGUGGCUGCAGUAUUCUUUCAUUUUCUACGUGUACUACAAUAAUUUUGUUUAUUUAAUCUGUGUAUUGACACAGAUCUCUAAUAAGUAUAUAAUCUAUGGGGAAAUGAAAGAUAUGCACCUUUAAGCAGCAGGGUUAUUUCUAUGGGAGCAAGGAAUUUCCUGUAUAGAUUCAAUAACAAGGCUAACAAUGUAAAUCAGACAACUUCUGACAAGGAAAUUUUCAACCCUAUUAGUCCUAGUCAGUUUAGUGACCACGACAUCUUAUUUACUGCUUACAUUAAAGUGGACUUGUUGAUCGGUUUACAUACAUUUCAAGUACCUUUCCUUUUAGGUAAUUUUGUUUUCUAUGUUUUCUUUAAAUGUGGCAUUUUUGAUAUGUUGCAGUACAUUUUGAUAGGAGAAACAGGAGUGUUGUCUUUAGUGAUGUGCCUCCUACUUUUCAAGGCGUUUCAGAGUUCCUAGGCUCAGUCUUAGUAGAAGUUAAGUGAACCCACAUUUCGAAGUUUAAUUGAGAAACUCUAUGACUUAUAAUAAGUUAAUAAAUCAGCAAACACAUGCACUGAUCUGGUUUGGUUCAUAAUACGAA